Panicum hallii is the source of this 3762-nucleotide messenger RNA. Its product is annotated as hydroxyproline O-galactosyltransferase GALT5-like. Gene Ontology annotation, molecular function: galactosyltransferase activity; carbohydrate binding. The record is from RefSeq and is a predicted model, not a curated record. Gene Ontology annotation, cellular component: Golgi membrane. NCBI's taxonomy places the organism in Eukaryota, Viridiplantae, Streptophyta, Magnoliopsida, Poales, Poaceae.
UCGCUUAAACGCACGCAUUCAACAUCCUGACGAUCCCCGCGGCACCUACCUUCGCCCGCCGCCUCCCGCACGCCAAUCCCUAGCCCUCGCCGAUCGCGCCCUCGCCCAGCGCACGCCGCUCGCCGCCAUACCCGCCUCGUCCGACUCCGGCCUCCCCGACGAGCGCGGGUCGCCGGCUCUCCGCUGCUCCGCUGUCGACGCACCGUCCCCUCGCGCCGCCGCCCCCCACGCUUCGCCGCGGACGCGCGGUGCCGGCGGCCUCACCCACGCGGCUCCGUCGAGUCCAGAGCGCCGUCCUCCAUCCCCGCCGCCGUCUUCACCGGGUCUGCUGCCUCCAUCCUCGCUGCCAUCUCGGGUCGGCACCGCCGUCCUCGCGGACCGCCACACCGCCAUCAUCCCCGCCGAAUCCAGAGCGGCAUGCGGCGCUCGGCCCGCGAGAAGGACUGGACGCGCCCCCGCCGCUGGAGCUCGAGACCAGGCCGCGAGGACAUCGACGGUGCUCAUCCUCACGACAUCCCAGGAUCACAAAAUAGAUUGAUUGGAGUAGAGAAAAAGAGAUAUAUACAGGAGUAUUUUCAGACAGCAAGGAACCCAUAUCUGAUUCAAAGGGGCUCUACAGCGACAACCCUUUUGUUAGUUCAAAAAAUAAAACCAAAUCCUAAGUGCCAAACAACACGUCUGCAACUCCGACCACUUGUUCACAUCCUCCCUGCAUAUUUGCAAUGGCUCUCCGUGCAUAGGAAGCACCUUCAGUAUGAGCACUCGUCUCAACACAAGCCUUUGAAGCUAGGGAAAGUUCUUUGAGAUGAUCAGAAUCCUCUCCAGCCUUCAGAAUUUGUUUGAGUAGAUUCAGCCAGUGGAAUUAGCUGGCCUGACAUGGCCAGUGCAAAAGUAAGGUGAUGCAUCACAGAGAGAUUCCGCACAGUCCUCAUGAGAUUGAACUUCCCCAACAAAAUCAUCAAAAGAAGAAUAGCCUCUUCCAUAUUGUUGCGAGCUACAAAUGAACCACCCAACUGAGAAUGGAGAUUUGAAGAUUUCUUUUGUAUCCUUCCAUUAUGUCACAAUGUUGAUUGGGUGUUGCUUGGUUUAUUUUGUUGGGAAUUAGUCUUCAUUUUCUUAUUGUCUUCGCCUAACUGUUGCUGGAAUUAGGACUCUGCUUUAGAAAACCACACCCAAACAGUUUUUACACUAGACUUUGAAUACUUGGGAACGCUGGAAAUAAUUUUCUUCCAGUUAUUAUUUUUGUAGCUAACAUGCUUUAGCCCUUCUCAUUUUUCUUUCAUGUCCUCCUCAUACAUGUAAGCAGACUGGUGAAAUAUUUUAUUUGUGCUGGAACUUGCAUGGGACACAAUUUUUCAAAAACACCUACCAAAUGUUACAUCUCUGAUCCUUCAUUUCAGGCAACUAACAGAAGAGCAUGGGUGUGUGAAAUUUCCAACUACAGAACUAUGGCCUAGAUUCUAAAAUAUUUUUUGCAUGCCAUGGAGGUGUUCACAGAGGCAGCCGGGCCGGAGUGCACCUUUGUUGGUCAGCAGGCGCCACGAAGACUUAUGGGGCCUAAUCUAUAUCCGCGGUUGGAGAGGGGAUGACCAUGAAUGAAGGCGUUCACUAAGGUGGCCAGGCCGGAGUGCAUCGCUCGGGCAAGAGGCGCUGCUAAAGUUCACAGGAUUCAAACUGUGGUACAGUGAAAUUGACAUAAGCAUAAACAGCUGUAGAAAGGAAUUCAAAUGAGCUCUCCAUGCUACAGGAACCAAAAAGAUUUUAAGGGAAGUCUAAACUUCCAUUGCUCAUAGGCAUUUUACUGUAUUUCUCUGGAAUGAUACACCAAUAUGCAAAACAUUAAAUAAAACUAAGAUCACGCUGCUCAAGGAGGGGGAAGAGCUGAUCAUGGUGUCACAGUUCAUGAUGGAGCUGCAAGGGCUCAAGACGGUGGACAGCGAGGAUCCUCCCAGAAUUCUCCACUUCAACCCCCGCCUCCGCGGCGACUGGAGUGGCAAGCCGGUGAUCGAGCAGAACACCUGCUACCGCAUGCAGUGGGGCACUCCCCUUCGCUGCGAGGGCUGGAGGUCCCGUGCCGACGAGGAAGCAGUUGAUGGGUUGGUGAAGUGUGAGAAGUGGAUUCAGGAUGACGAAGGCCGGUCUGAGGAGUCAAAAACGUCAUGGUGGCUGAACCGGCUCAUUGGGCGCACAAAGACUGUCCCAAUUGAUUGGUCAUACCCAUUCGUGGAGAACCACCUGUUUGUUCUUGCACUCACCACUGGAUCGGAAGGUUACCAUGUGAAUGUUGAUGGACGUCAUGUGACAUCAUUUCCAUACUGCACUGGGUUUGUGCUUAAGGAUGCUACUGGCUUAUCAUUGAAUGGGGACCUUGAUGUGCAAUCAGUGUUUGCGGGGAUUUUGCCCACUACACAUCCUAUCUUUUCUCCACAGAAGCACCUAGAGAUGUUACCCAGUUGGCAGGCCCCUCCCCUCCCAGACGAACCAGUUGAGAUUUUCAUUGGUAUCCUGUCAGCGGGCAACCAUUUUGCUGAGCGUAUGGCUGCGAGAAAGACAUGGAUGUCUGCUGCCCAGAAGUCAUGGAAUGUUGUGGCCCGGUUUUUUGUUGCCCUGCAUGGAAGAAAUGAAAUUAAUGUGGAGCUGAAAAAGGAGGCUGAGUUUUUUGGGGACAUUGUUAUUGUGCCAUUCAUGGACAGCUACGAUUUGGUGGUUCUGAAGACGAUUGCCAUAUGCGAGUAUGGGGUCCAUGUUGUAUCUGCUAGAUACAUAAUGAAGUGUGAUGAUGAUACUUUUGUUAGACUUGAAUCAGUAAUGGCUCAAGUGAAGAAAAUCCGGAGCGGUGAAAGUCUCUAUAUAGGGAACAUGAAUUAUCACCACAAGCCAUUGCGUGAUGGGAAAUGGGCUGUUACAUAUGAGGAAUAUUAUCCAAUCUAUGCAAUUGGUCCUGGAUAUGUUAUAUCUUCUGAUAUUGCAGAUGCCAUUCUGUCAGAAUUUUUAAACCAUAAAUUAAGGCUUUUCAAAAUGGAGGAUGUGAGCAUGGGCAUGUGGGUUGAGCGGUUCAACAGCACCAGACCGGUUAAAUACGUCCACAGCAUCAAAUUUUGUCAAUUUGGAUGCAUAGAUGAUUAUUACACUGCACGCUACCAAUCACCGAGGCAGAUGUUAUGUUUGUGGGACAAGCUGCAGGCUGGUAAAGCACGAUGUUGCACUAUGAGAUAGCAAUAGUGGAUGUGUUGGUACUUGAGCAUUUUUGUGGUAGUAGCACCCAUCUAUAUUCGCGGAGAAGUUGAUAUCCUGGAAGACCCCAAGAUUCAAGAAUAUUACUGAUGGUAAAUUAAGCCCUCCAGAUGACUAACAAAUGGCCAUUUAAUGGUAUUUUUGGUAAUAGCUGACCAGGCUGUGUUUCAGCUGGAAACAAGGGAAUGGACACAAGAGCCUGUAACGCCUUUAGCCUCUGGUGCUCGUUUUAAUCAUAUAGACGAAGUUCUGUGGGCAGUAUGAGCGCUGCUAUAGGACUUCAUUUGUAAAUGUGGAGGGUAGAAAUCUUAGUCAAGUUACUGGCUUACUGCUGCUUUUGGUACGAUUGGCUGUGGUUGCAAUCAUAAACAACCCAGCUGGUACAUACAGUUGAGCGAUCUUGGUAGUGUACAAGAAUUUUGCUGUGCAUUCUCUUUAACAUGGUCCUAAAUUGUGACUUGAUUUAGCAGGCGGGCUUUGACAUUAUCUCGCCGUUCACGACUUACGCUAUAUGACGAUGUUUUAUCA